UGCCCGCCUCCCACAUCCUAGCCCCCGAGGCCGGAACUUCCCGGAUCCUGUGCCGUGUUUGGGUUUCGGUCCAUCUUGAUGACUUCUCACGCCCGGGCUGUAAAGUGGUUAUAGUCCCGAGCUGGGUGUUUCCGGUCUUGCUGAAGGGGAGAGGUCCCCGGGGGCCACUGUGGACAGCUCCUGAGCGGCACACACCGACUUGGUACAAAGCGGUUUUCACAUGCGGCCUUAAUUUCUUCUGCUCAGCUGCAGUGUCUGAUACUUUUUUACAGUAAGAUGGAUCACCAGAAUAUUGCACUGUUGCGAGCCGAGCUGGAUCGUUUGUCUGCUGAACUUCAAGAAACCACAGAGGAGAAAUUCCAGGCUGCCCAAUACGGGCUGGUCGUACUGGAGGAGAAUUCUGAACUAAAGCACAAGUGUUCUGACCUAGAAUCCGAAUGUGAUGUCCUGAGGUUGGAACUGAAGCAGAUGAAAGAGGCACUGGCUGAAUCUCAGAGCAAUCACAAACGAACUGCAGCAGAUGGAGAAAAUCGGGAAGAAAGCUUGCUUAAAGAGACCGCUUCAAAGGAAGCCAAACUAAUGGAAAAGAUUGACGAGCUCCAGGGUGAACUGAAGCAGAUUAAAUCUUUUCUCACAAACACUUCUUCAGAAAAUGAGCGUCUCAACUCAUGUGUUCAAACCCUCAACAAGGAGUUUCAAGCUAUUGACAAGGAGAAGACGCAGUUACGGGAUGAAAUAAAGCAGUGCAAAGCUAGAGAAAUGAGACACCUACAAGACUUUUCUGAACUUGAAGAGGAAAACAUCUCCCUCUUGAAACAAGUGUCCGUCUUAAAGGAAAACCAGGUUGAAUUUGAAGGAUUAAAGCACGAGUUCAAAAGAAGGGAAGAGGAGAUUGAUAUACUGAAUGGGCAGAUAGAAGAGUUGGUACGGCUAAAGGACAUAUCUGAACGUCACCUGGAAGAAGCCCUGGAGACACUGAAAAGUGAGAGGGAGCAAAAAAACGAACUGAGACGGGAGUUGUCUGGUUUCCUCCAGUACGAUUCUAUAGGAAACUUGCAGGUUAACUUUGAGGAUGAGUUUGACAGUGGAUACAAUGGCGGUGGCCUGAACAAGUCAAAUGGUGAAAUCUUGAUGUCCACACCUCGCAGUAGUGACAUCUUCCACCCCGGUCCUAAAUUGGCAUCGGACCUCUUCACCGAGCUUAGUAUCACGGAAAUUCAGAAGCUUAAGCAGCAGCUCCUGCAGGUUGAUCGAGAGAAGGAAUCAUUGGAGGAAAACCUGCAGGAGCUUCAGAAAAACUUGGAUUCUGUCAGUGAAGCUCUGGGCAAAGAACGGCAACAAAACGUCGACUUGGCUGACCAAAUUAAUGUCUUAAAAAUGACACGUGACUUUAGCCAUGCAGACCUGGAUAAUAGAGAUGAUCUUUUGCAAUGCACUUGUGGCCAUCGGGGUAUGGAAAUGUCUGGACUCAGGAAGGAGUUGAAAGACCUCAAACAACAAUAUGAAAUUUUGGAAGAAAGGUACCGGCAAGAGCGGGCACAAUGGGAGUCAACCAAAAAUGAAGUAGCUGAAAAACUCAAUCUGUACAUGAGAUCUGAACAAAAUGAUAAAGGACGCUUAUCUGAAGUUCAGGAAGAAUUAAGGGCCUCACAGAGGCUAUGUUGUGACUUUCAGAGCAAGCUUACCCUGACCCAAGACGAGCUAAUGUCUUUCACAGAAGAUAUAGCUCUUCUUUAUAACCAUGUCUGCAUGCGGAAUAAUUUGACCCCUAACCGAGUGAUGCUUGAUUAUUACAAAGAUGGGAAAGGCUCUAGACUGCAUUUUCGCAAAAGAAAGUCUUCUGAGUUUUUUGGCAAGCUUUUAGUUAAUCAAGACCUUGAUAUGACAGACUUACAAAGUGGCGAGCCCUCCCCUCUGAGUAGUCCUGGCUCUUCUGUUGGGUCAGAUUUUGGUGACUCUGCCAGAGAACCGUUAAACAUAACACACCUUCUUGCUAUUGUUAAAGACCAGUUAAAGCAUCUGCAGGGUGUGAUUGCAUUGUCUUGGCACCACACAUCAAUAGACACCAUAGCUUCUGAAAUGGAUAAAGACAAAGAAGUUUUGGUUGAAGAAAUCAUGAAAUUGAAAUCUUUGCUAAGCACUAAACGGGAACAAAUAGCCACUCUGAGGACUGUCUUGAAGGCUAACAAGCAGACAGCUGAAGUAGCAAUGUCAAACCUGAAGAGCAAAUACGAAAAUGAGAAGGCUUUGGUUUCAGAAACUAUGCUGAAGUUGAGACACGAGUUGAAAGCGUUGAAGGAGGACGCUGCCACAUUUUCUUCCUUGCGGUCUGUGUUUGCAAACAGAUGCGAUCAGUAUGUGACCCAGCUGGAAGACAUGCAACGACAACUUGUUGCUGCCGAGGACGAGAAGAAAACAUUAAAUACCUUGCUCCGGAUGGCUAUCCAGCAAAAACUGGCACUCACGCAGCGCUUAGAGUGUCAGGGAGGAGCACACGAUGCCUCAAAUGUUAGUCCGUCAAGAUCCUCAAAGGGGAAAACGCGAACUUCGAAAUCAAAACUGAAUUGAGUAAUGUGUUGCUGAAUACAUUCCUUCCACUACUAUCCUGCCAAUCAUCAUUCCCCUACACACGGUAUAAUGUACCAAGAACAUUCCUGCAAAGAUCUCUGCAAAUAGAAGGCCUGAACACGACGAUUGAUCUACACCAGCUUCUUCCACAACUAAUCAAAUUAUCUCUUUAAAUAUAUUGUAUUU
This is a messenger RNA of Pelobates fuscus (common spadefoot toad), 2754 nucleotides long. RefSeq names its product protein bicaudal D homolog 2-like. Gene Ontology annotation, molecular function: cytoskeletal adaptor activity; dynein complex binding. The coding region runs from base 277 to 2568 and encodes 763 amino acids. The record is from RefSeq and is a predicted model, not a curated record. Lineage: Eukaryota; Metazoa; Chordata; Amphibia; Anura; Pelobatidae. The transcript is spliced from 9 exons.